Molecule: messenger RNA, 942 nt
Organism: Suncus etruscus (white-toothed pygmy shrew)
Lineage: Eukaryota; Metazoa; Chordata; Mammalia; Eulipotyphla; Soricidae
Product: olfactory receptor 1361-like
Exons: 1
Coding region: 1-942 (313 amino acids)
Biological process (GO): G protein-coupled receptor signaling pathway
Cellular component (GO): membrane
Molecular function (GO): G protein-coupled receptor activity; olfactory receptor activity
Source: RefSeq, a predicted model, not a curated record
AUGGACCAGGAAAAUCUCACCCAGGUCUCCGAAUUCCUCCUCUUGGGGCUUUCAGAGGACCCCAAGGAGCAGCAGCUGCUCUUCAUUCUCUUCCUGAGCAUGUACCUGGUCACGGUGCUGGGGAACCUGCUCAUCGUCCUGGCCAUUGUCACUGACACCAGGCUCCACACCCCCAUGUACUUCUUCCUGGCCAACCUGGCCUUCGUGGACAUCUGCUUUACCACCACCACAGUCCCCAAGAUGCUGGUGAACCAUAUAACAGGCCGCAGGGGGAUCCCUUAUGCCGGCUGCCUGACCCAGACCUUCUUCUUCAUCCUAUUUAUUAGUCUCGACUGCUUCCUGCUGCUGGUCAUGGCCUAUGACCGCUACGAGGCCAUCUGCCACCCCUUGCACUACACCACGUCUGUGACUCCACAGCUCUGCAGCAUCUUGGUGGGGGCAUCCUGGACUGUAUCUUUUGGGAAUUCUUUCGUACACAUCAUAUUACUGAGCCGACUCUCCUUCUGCACCCACAACCAGCUGCGAAACUUCUUCUGCGAACUCAACACUCUGCUGAAACUGUCCUGCUCCAACACUUACAUCAACAAUGUCGUGGUGAACUCCGAGGGGUCCUUGACAGUCAUAUUCCCUUUUUUGGGAAUUGUUGCUUCUUACAUACUCAUCUUUACAGCUGUAAUAAAAAUUCCAUCGCGAACAGGCAAGCAGAAGGCUUUCUCCACCUGCGGCUCCCACCUCUCUGUGGUGACCCUGUUCUACGGGACCCUCAUUGGGGUGUACUUCAGCCCCACAUCCUCCCACACAGCCCAGAAGGACACGGUGGCUGCGGUGAUGUACACGGUGGUGACCCCCAUGAUGAACCCCUUCAUCUACAGCCUCCGGAACAAGGACAUGAAGGGAGCAUUCAGGGCCCUGGCCAGCAGAAGGCCAGUUCUUACUCACUGA